AUGGCCGCUCGAUUCCUGCCAGCUUAUUCUCAGAUCCGGACGCGCAACCUGCGCUUCCUGCUCACUCGUCUAGUUUGCUCCAUCUUGCGCAUCCUCGGUGAGAAGAUCGGCGCUUCCGGCCUGACUCCUUUACUACCGGGCCCGUCAAGUCCGUGCUCCAAUGCUGCCAGGUACUUGCAGCGACGAACUGUGAAGACCAAGCCGAGUUUCCGCUGUAAGAUGCAACUUCGCUCGGGACAGACACGAAAGAUGGCUAAACGCAAGUCAAAUUCCGGCAAGAAGCUGGCCAAGAGGGCUACUCUCGGCUCGUCGACGAGCAGUGGCAAGCAAUCCGCAGUCGGGUUUGACUUCGAGCCCACUGACCAGAAGAUUCCGAAGGAGGAAGAGCCCGGUCCCUCCACGAGCACGCCAAGCGCGGCUGAGGAUCCGAGGCCAUCGGCGAACUUGCAGCACCAGACCGUGCGCGAAACGGUUGACCGUACGCUGCCUUCGCUUACUCACCAGACCUCGACCCUGCUCAACUGGAGCCUCCUCGAGCAGCUGCGUCUGAACAACGAGCUUGGUGUCGCAAUUCAUCAGACGCUGCGUCUCCAAACCCUCAUGCAGAUCCACGCGCUAGAGGAGAGAAGUGUUCACGAUGCGAGCUACUUCAUGAACCUUCUGCAGAGUAUCUCGCACGUCAAAGCGCCUGACCAUAUCAUCGGCCCAAACGCCACCGCAAAGUGGUCUCGUCUUUCUUCGCCCAAUCAGUACCUCAUGGAAGCCGCUGCCGGCUUGCGCUUUGCACACCAGAGGUUUCCCAACGUCCAACUCAACGACGUCUCCGACCCUUUCACGGAAGCCGAGCUGGAGAUGAUCGAUAGGAUCGAAGCACAAGUGCAGGAGGAUCCCACGGGCGAAGUUCAAGGCGACAGCGAGGAGACCGAAGAGACCUCUUCUCAGGAGCCGAUCCUGACUACCAAGCAUGAAGUUUGA
Messenger RNA from Moesziomyces aphidis, 975 nucleotides. Lineage: Eukaryota; Fungi; Basidiomycota; Ustilaginomycetes; Ustilaginales; Ustilaginaceae. The record is from the annotation of a GenBank genome assembly.